UAGCGUCGCGACGACAUAUAGAGGCACGGGGGAACCGAUAACGCGCGUCGCGUGGCACGUGCGGAUGUGUGUGAAUGCGCGCGCGCGCGCGCGUACACAGCUCGCGGAAGGUAUGCACGCGGGAGCGAGGACGAGCGAGGUCAGCGUGAUAGCGGGCGGCGCGGCGCGUCGGUGGACGAGCACCUGCGACUCCCGCGAAUGAUGCGAUCGCCCGCACCAUUCCCACGUCGUACGACGGAACGUGAGCGGCAUAGCUCCUCCGCGGUGGUACGCGCCCGUUCGUGCCGAGCUGGAAGACCCUCGUGAGCGAGCGUCGGCGCGUCUCUCGACGGAUUGGCCUCGCGCGUGGAUCCAGGCGAUGUACGUUCUCGCGCGAGUACUCGCGUGACCGACGGUACGCAUCGGACUAAGGGGCACCUGGGGGAAGUGACUCCGACCAGAGUGGUGUGUUUGGUGAUGCCGGUGGUGUCUGGCGCGUGUCUGGCUGGGCGUUUUAGCGUCGGCAGUGAGCGCCAUUUCUGGGACAAAUCUUGUAGCUUCAAGAAAAUUGCCAAUGCCGUUAUACUUGUUACAUUAUGAAUUCCUAGCACACUCGACGUAAAAUGGCAUUAGAUUCGUUGUUAUAAAUUGUAUACAGUGCAAAACGGAAUCAUUCAUCAUGAAACGAAGUGUAGACGGAAGGAAUCUUUCCCAGGAAGAAAUCGAAGAUCACGAUCCUUUGCAGUCUCAGCAGCAACAGCAAGAUGAGGCGGAGCAGCAGCAGUUGGAGCAACAGCAGACUGCCCAGCCGCAAAUUCGUUUUCUAAGCGCCAAUGUGUUGCAGCAAUUGCAGCAGCAGCAAGAUGUUCAGCAGGCUCAGCAGCAGCAGCAGCAGCAGCAGCAGCCACAAGUUAUUACACUGCAAAACUUUGUGCCUUUACAAGCCCAACAGCCGCAACACGAUCAACAGAGAGCGCAAACGAUCUCUGUCCAAUCGCUACCUCAUCAAUUCUUGCAAGGUGCUCAGAUUAUCAGCAGUGCUCAGGCACAGGCGGCUCUUCAACAACAACAGCAGCAGCAGCAGCAGCAACAACAGAGCCAGCAGUCGCAGCAGCAGCAGCAGCAAGCUCAGCAGCAGCAAACGCAGCAGCAGCAGCAGCUCAGCUACAGUGUGAUCCCGCAAAUGCAGACCGUUAAUAUAGACGGUCAGGAAGCUCUGUUCAUUCCAUCCUCCGCGAUGUCGGCGGCGGCAGGUGGUCAUCACCAGGCACAGCCAACAAUGCAAUUUGCCACUACGAAUGGUCAACAAAUGCAACUCGCCGGCCAACAGGUUCAACUCGCGAACGGCCAGACUAUUAUCACGCCGCAACCAGUUAGUCUCAUAAGGGCACCGAAUGUCUUUCCCACUUCGAUUAUACAAAAUAUUACUGGACAGACGGUUCAAUUACCGACAGGACAAAGUGUACAGGUAAGACCGCUUCAAUUUCCUAUGCAACAUGUGCAGCAAGCGGUACCUGUGCAAUUACCGGUCACUGCCAACAACGGGCAAACCGUUUAUCAGACUGUACAUCUACCAGUACAAUCCUUGUCCAGCGUCUUCAACAUGCCGACGACGCAGAUGAUACCGCAAAUUAUGCAACAAAUACCUCAAGUGGCGCAGAUAAUCACGCCAAGCGGUCAGAUUCAACAAGUGCAAAUUGCUAGUCUACCGCAGUUGCAGAAUCUUCAGAGUCAGCAAGUAACGCAAGUUGCGCAUCAACAAGCGCAACAACAAGUCGUUCAACAACAAACGCAACAGCAAGUGGUACAAUCGGUGCAGCAGCAGCAACAGCAAGUCGCCCAAGCCCAAGUGCAACAACAGCAGCAAGUGCAACAAGUGGUACAGCAGGUGAUACAACAGCAACCACCGUCGUCGCAGCAGCAGCAGCAGUCGCAACAGCAGCAGCAGCAGAUGCAACAAUCCUCCGCUCCAUCGUCGACGGUAGCGACUUGGAGCACAACAGUUGCCUCUCCUAGCAAUGUUCAAGUACUCGGUAUAGGUGCAUUAGGAAGAAACUUAACGGGAAACACUAACGUCAUUACCACAAAGGACGGCCAGAAAAUCGACGUGCAAACGUUGUCUACUUUAACAAGGCCACCGGACGCGGUAGAGGGUGACAUCAAAGUCACAAAUAUCGAUGCCAGUCAAUUAACCAGUGGACAAGUAAUACAUAUCCCCGCUACACAAUCGACUCAACCUACGGUGCAACCCAUUACGAUUACAGGGACACAAGGGCAACAGUUAACGCUUAUACCGGCGUCCGCGUUAGCGAAUUUAACCGCGCAGCAAGGCAAUAUGAUGAGAAACGUGAGCAACGGCAGUAUAAUGCAAAUACAGCCGGCCGCUGGGAUGAACACGACCAACGGUUUCUUGCAAUCGAUACCCGUGCAAAAUAUCCCGGGCUUGGGCAACGUACAAGUGAUACCGGCGAGCGCGUUACAGCCGGCCACGGUUCAAACGUUGCCCGCCACCGCGGCCACGCCUAUCGUCGCGACCACGCCGACCGUACAGCUCGAUUCGAAUGACCCUACCAAGUGGCAGAUACUCCAAACCCUUCAGACGCACGGGACUCUGACAACGUCCGCCACGCCCGUGUCGCAUCAGCAGCAAGUAACGAACACGACCACCACCGCCUCCAAUAACGACACCAACGACCCUAAUAAGCAGCACCGUAGAAGAGUCGCGUGUACAUGUCCCAAUUGCGGCGAUGGCGACAGAAACAGGGAUUUAAGCAGAAAACGGCAACACGUGUGCCACAUCGCCGGGUGCAAUAAAGUGUAUGGGAAGACGAGCCAUUUGCGUGCCCAUUUACGCUGGCACACUGGCGAACGACCCUUCAUCUGCACCUGGAUAUUUUGCGGUAAAAAAUUCACCAGAUCCGACGAACUCCAGAGGCAUCGUAGGACCCACACGGGUGAGAAGCGUUUCCAGUGUCCGGAAUGUACGAAGAAGUUCAUGCGUUCGGAUCACCUGACGAAACACAUAAAGACGCACACGAAAAUACGAAGCACGGAGGCCGCCACCUCGACGCAGGAAGGUUCGUCCGACAGUCAAUCUUCCACCGAGCAAAAAAUCAUUAUAUCUCUGCACAAGGAAACGGAGCAGUCCGACAUUGUCAUAGCAGAGCCAAUCGAAUCCCUGAAAACCGAUUCGACGAAUCACGUGACGAAUGAGUAAAUAAAUUCCGAGAAGUAUAUAAAAUCGGCCAGUUAUUAUCAAUGUUACAAUAUAAAUUUUAUCACGAGACAGUAUUCAGUAUUGAAUUUUCAGUAUCGAACAUUCAGUAUUGAAUUUAGUUUUUAACAGGAAAAAAUCGAAAAAUGACGAAUCAUACGAGAUAUUCUAUAGCGCAUUUUAGAGUGUAAAAAAGGACGCAUAAUAUGAUUGUGCAUAAUAAUAGCACAUAAGUUAUAUAAAUGGUAAAUUAUAUAAAUUAUAUAAUCAUAAGUUAUAUAUUUGAAAUUAGCGCUACAUUGGUCCAGUGAAUCAAUGACCUUUUUGUUCUAUAUGAAAAUAACGUAAUGAAUUUAUAGAUAUAGCGACUGUUCGUGACAAUCUAUUUUUUUAUUACGGUUGUGUGUAUGUGCGCGCGUGUGUGUGUGUGGGGUGUGUAUGAUGUAUAUAUUGUAUCGAUAUAUAUACAUAAUGUCUAUGUAUAUAAUGUAAAUCAAUGUAUACAAUUUUCCACGAGAAAGUUUUACACUUGUAAUCUUUUGAUAUUAUAAGAAAGCCAGAUAUAUAUUUAGCUUUUCCCUUUCAAUUUAUCCAAGUUAUUUUAUAAAGACGAACCAGACAGCUUCGUAAUAUAUCGCACGUGCGAGCUAUACAUAUUAUGUUUUAUCGUAGGACUUGCCUGCAAUUUUUUUUGUUGUAAAUAGAUCACAAAAUAACGCGCUUCAGCAAAGCUGUCUGUCUUGCAAUAAAUAUAAUACGGACAUAAAGAAAACAGAAUGUAAAACGCAAAACUUAAACGAUACGGAGUACACGGUACCUAGUUAGUGGUGAAAGGUACGAAAUUUAAGGUACAUGGGAUAAAUCAUCAUAAUCAUUCAAAUCAUCAUUUGCGAUUACAAACUCGUAAAUUUAAAAACAUUUUUUAAAUGACUAUCAUUUCUCCCGUUGUCUCAGACUUCGUACUUUUUAUCGUCCAAAGUGGAUGCUUUAUACUUCACACUGUUGUAUCUUUUUCAUUUUUAUAUUUCAUCGGCAAAAAAACAGGCUAAUUGUGGGUAUAUCGAAGUCUAGAAAUGGGAAUAUAUAUAAUUAUAUAUUUUUUCGCAUUAUCGCGUUCCUACUGUUUUCCCCCCUGAUAUGAAAUGCUAAUAAAAAUGUUGGAGAAAAACAACGCGUCAUUUGUAUCUCACAUUAUAUUAGAUCUCUCUCUUUAUUGACGAAUAAAUAUAUCCCAUAUAAUACUCUACUAAUAAAUUUACAGAUUACUAUCUGCUAGAAAGCAUGUAUACAAACAUUAUUUAAAUUCUGUAU
Wasmannia auropunctata (little fire ant) is the source of this 4504-nucleotide messenger RNA. Its product is annotated as transcription factor Sp4-like. NCBI's taxonomy places the organism in Eukaryota, Metazoa, Arthropoda, Insecta, Hymenoptera, Formicidae. Gene Ontology annotation, molecular function: DNA-binding transcription factor activity, RNA polymerase II-specific; RNA polymerase II cis-regulatory region sequence-specific DNA binding. The record is from RefSeq and is a predicted model, not a curated record. Bases 659 to 3196 code for a protein of 845 amino acids. Gene Ontology annotation, biological process: regulation of transcription by RNA polymerase II. The transcript has 11 exons.